Candidula unifasciata is the source of this 4379-nucleotide messenger RNA. Lineage: Eukaryota; Metazoa; Mollusca; Gastropoda; Stylommatophora; Geomitridae. The record is from the annotation of a GenBank genome assembly.
AUGGAGGUCUCGUCCAGCACCACAGCCUCCACACUGCAAGACAACAACAGCCACGUGCUGCCACACACCCUCGUCACAUCCUUGGCCUCAACGUCAAGCCCUGUUGUGUCUACAUCUGGCCCAGAGACUGAAGGAUUAAACAAUGUGGUGUCAAAAGAAGCUCCAGCAGGAACUCUAGAAGUUCGUUAUGGGCCUCACUUGCCUUCAGGAAUCUAUUCCUCAGAAACGAUCAACUCCAAAGAUGUUCGAGAUUCAAAGGCAGUACCUGGCGUCUGUGGGCUGUACAAUUUGGGCAACACUUGCUUCAUGAAUGCAGGCCUGCAGAGCCUCAUGAGUUGUGCUCCUUUGGUGAAGUUCUUCUGUGAGAGCUACAACUUGACAGAUGGAAACAAGCAUACACUGACUGCACAGUUCUACAUACUACUGUGUAAAAUGUGGAGUGGUCACUUCUCUGUGGUGCACCCAAGGAAGUUCAAGGAUUUCCUGGGGUUCUAUCACUCCCAAUUUGAGGACUAUAGACAGCACGAUUGUCAAGAGUUUCUGGCAUUGCUUCUAGAUACAUUACACGAGCAGCUGAAUAGCGCUGCCACCGCCAACACACACUCUUACCUGUCAUCUCCACUCCCUGUGACCUCAUCCUGCUCGGCAUUGCCCAUCCCAUCCUUAGAAAAAUAUGGUGCUGCCGCUGUCACCACCCCUUUAAAAUCAAAACCUCUUCCUGUGCCAGAAACAGUACUUACAGGAGUCAUGGAUGGUGGCCUGGUCAGUGAUCUUAAUAAUAAAGAUUCCAGCCCGACUGUUUUAAGUCCUGCUUUCAAUGUAGACAGGGAUGACGAUGUUAAUGUGAAGUCUGUAGAAUACGCUGGUCUUGCUCAAGCUAUGUCUGGGACUGAGGUUGAACAAAGUCUUGUUUACGCUGAUGAAGGAAGUCCAACAAGUCAGUCUUCUGUGCUGGAUGCAGUUGCAACAAGUCCAUCUAGUCACGGUGACGUUGCCAGUCAGAAGUCGCCAGAGAGAGGGGAGGAGGAUGAGAUAAUUUCCAGUUCAUUCCCACCAUUGAAACGAUACACCAGCCGCUCUAAUUUAGAUGAUGUCACAUCGUCAGAUUCUGGAGUGGUGUUAAAGCCAUCUUUGAAGAGGGUGUCCAGCGGCAGCUCUGUACUAACCUGUCCGAUUUUUCACUCUGAAGACAGCAAUCAUUCCUCGGUCUCUGCUCACAGUACUGACUCUGAACAGAGCAGUGCGUUCAAGCGGCUCAAAAUUGAUGCCAUAGAGUUAAACAAAAACACAAACAACAUUGUUAAAGAAUGUGUCACAUCAUCUUCUGACUGCAAGAAAAAUACAAGAAGUAGAAAAAACAUGUUGAAUGAUAAUAACGCAUUAAGAGCAACAGGAGAUAUUCUGGUUACCAGUAAUGUCUCAAUGCCAUCCUCUCGCAUCGACCUCAAUGUCAUCGACAAUAUGGUAUCUUCUUGCCAGGAAGCACUGUGUGUUGACAUACAGUCCCCUGAGUCCGAAAAACCCGAGGCAGCAUCUCAGUUAUCGCCAGGUUUGCCCAGCCUGGAUGAUUUUUACAGUAAAGAAACCAAAACUCUCAACACAAAUGUGGUCUCGGAAUUCCUACAAGAAAUUACUUCAGACUCAGAAAAGUUUGCCAAAUUGGACAACCGUUACCGGCCUCCUUCAAAGGAAAUUAACAUUCUUCAAGAAGCAUUUGGCGAAGAAGACAAGGCAGAGAAGGUUCUUAUCGGUCAUCGAUUUGGCAGCGUCAAAAAGACAAACCUGUACGCCCAGACCUCAGUUGCAGUUGUGAAACCAGUAAAAAAUUCUGACCCAAAUAUUCUAAACAACAGCCUGGAUAUGGAUGUGGAGGCGAUGUCCAAGUUUGUCCCCAGUGGUGCCGAGGUCGUUGUUGCGGAAAACACUUUGCCUCUAAAACUAUUUCCAGACAAUCACAAACUGGAUGAGGUGGAGAAGAAUGUGCAAAUGCAAGCUUAUACUAAAUUUAACACCAUUCCUGAUCGGAGUAAUAUCCGCACUGAUCUCAUCGAUGCAGUUCCGGAUCCAGACUGUAUGGAAGUGGAUGAGGCUGAUAUUGAAAGUUCAGAUGAAGAUGAAAUAGAAGUGGCCUCCCACACAUCCACAGUAGAUGAAUGUUCAUCAGUGCCAAAUUGCUUACGCUAUUGCUCGUCCUCGGAAGUCGGGAUGGCCAACAGAGCAUGGGACGAGUACCUAGCCAAGAAUGAUAGUAUUAUAGUCAGUACUUUCCAGGGACAGUUUCGGAGUACAGUUGUGUGUUCAGAAUGCAGUCAUGUCUCGGUCACUUACGAGCCUUUCAUGUACCUCUCAUUGCCAAUACCUCAUGCUAUGGAACAACAAAUAUGUGUAGUGUACAUCUCUCAGCAUAAACCUCCCGUGAGAUAUCUGUUGAACCUCCUCAAGACAGAUAAAAUUGGAACAGCCAAGAAAAAGCUCUGCGAGCUGGUCGGGCAGGAUGACAGUGAUAUUAUCAUGGCUGAAGUCUUAGACUCACAUAUCUCCAGAAUACUGGACAACAACAUGUUGCUCAAGUAUGUAAAUACUUUUAAUCGGAAGAUUUAUGCUUUUGAAGCUGUUUCAUUGGAGUCUGACAGUGCUUUAACUGUGGAUUCUGUGUCCUGUCACCAUCUUAUCAGCAGUGACGGCAGUCCAUCUCAUCAUGACUUUGAACUGCCUUCCAGCUCCAGAGCAGAUCUACCUUACACUUCUGACGCCCAGGUGUCUAACCAGAGCUUUGACUCCAUCAAUGUAAACUCACCUAGUAGUAGAGACACUUUGGACUGCAUGCUGUCGGACUCCGAAACUUGUGAGCCAAGUUCACGCGGGCAGGAAUCUUUGACUUCAUACUUCUGUGCUGACGACGACGAGGAUGGCGUUGGUGAGUGUCAGUCUACCUCAGGAAGGGCUUCUGGGAAGAAAUCCUGGACAUCAGGAGAGCAUUCUGGGCAAAAUCUUAUUUGGAAUCUUGACCAGAGUUCUCGUGAAGCUGCGAGCCACAGUGAUACUGGACACAGCUUGGCCUCAUCAAGUUCCUGCACUGUUAGAGACAACCAAGUUAACUCCUGUACUUCUGUGUUUUGGUGCGGUCAAGAUACGAAACACAGCAAGGAACUCACAGAUGGUAACCAUGACCAGGAUUCUGAAGAUGAGACAAUAGUCAGCGAGGCUUCCUCGUCGCAGGCUGAUCUUUUCCCAAAUAUUGGACAUAACAGUCGCACAUCUGUAAUGAAAGGAUCACCUGAUAGACUUGAAGAAGAUGAGGAUGUUCUGCCGGCUUCCAUAGCCAGCACCUCCAAGUUUUCCAGUGCCACCAACAGCACAGCAAUUACCAGUACAACAAUCAGUGUCAGAAGCAGCAGUCAUCAGAUUACCAGCAGCAGCACCAACAGCAGUGCUGACAACAUCAGCAGGAACCCCUCGCGGUCGUGCCCCAGUCCUGAUGGAGUGUCGCAUACCUCAGAACAUCAAAGCACGUUGUUGGAUGUAGCAGCAAGACUUGAAGAAGGCUCCGGGAAUUAUUUUGUCCAUCGUACACAGAGUGAAGGCAACUAUGAUUUUUAUCCAGAAGGCACAUGUGAUGUUGCUGAUACCUCUGGCAAUGAAGCAUUCAGUGAUAGGAAGUCUAAUGUAGAUGCCAGGUGGUCCAACUUCCCCACAAAUAACUCAUCAGCUUCUGACACUAGGACUGCUCACAUAGUAACUUACCUUGCAGACUCUGUGGCUGACCAGUGGAGAUCCUGUGCCAUCUGUCUGGAGGAUCUGCUAGGACACGGAGCUGCUGACUCAUGUCUUAUGUCUGUGAAACACACAGCAGACGUUUCAGCUUUCUGUUGCCCAAUCUGUCUGAAUCCUGCAAACAUGUGUGAAGACUUUGUACCUUUGGCCAGUGCUAGCGCUUCUAAACCCAAGAUAAGGAUGCUGCCGAUGAGCAUUGCCUACCGCCACAGUGUCAAAGACAACACUGGCUCAUCAACACUGCAACUCUUUGGUCAUCCAAAUAUUGUCCACAUGCCCAGCGUUGUGUCGGGGGAGGCCCUCUACAGUCGGAUAGAUCGCCUGGUCAGCCCUUUACUGACCUCUUACUCAAUCUUGUUAACUGAUGGACAGGGCUUGACUUGCUCUCGUUGUACAUAUUCCUGGCACUGCACCGGUUGUGAGAUUGCCCGGGAAGGAGAAAUCACCCUGCAGCCCUCCGACUGUCUGACCAUUCAUGCCCAAGACACUCUGUCCUCUGACCAGGUGUUGGAUAUGCAGUUUGUUCAUGAGGAUGUCUCCAUGGCCGGCCUGAGGUCUUCAGAACCUACGACUAUUAUGGAUUGUUUCGGGGCUUUCACACAAAG